AUGCUUCCUUCGGCGUGUGCGCUGCAGCACAACUUUGUUGACUUCGCAACUCUCGAUGUUGAAGAAUACGAGUACUACGAGCGCGUCGAAAACGGCGACUUCAACUGGAUCGUCCCCAAUAAGUUCCUGGCCUUUUCCGGCCCCCAUCCCAAGUCAAAGAUCGAAAACGGCUACCCUCUACACGCGCCUGAAGCGUACUUUCCCUACUUCAGAAAGCACAACAUCAAUACUGUCAUUCGACUCAACAAGAAGAUCUACCCAGCUCAGCGGUUCACAGACGGCGGAUUCGAGCACCACGACAUGUUCUUUACCGACGGAAGCUGUCCUCCAGACCACAUUCUCAAGCGAUUCCUUGAGGUCGUCGAAAAUAUGAACGGCGCGGCGGCUAUUCACUGCAAGGCUGGUCUAGGGCGUACUGGCUCUUUGAUCGCGUGCUACCUGAUGAAGCACUACAAAUUCACGGCGGCAGAAGCGAUCGCUUGGCUUCGUCUUUGUCGCCCAGGCUCAGUCCUCGGGCCACAGCAACACUGGCUAGAGGAGCAGCAGCAUUUGAUGUGGCAAGACGGCGACUUGCAGAAACUGCGACAGAGCCCCUCGACGACGAGGAAAUCGCCAGUGCUGGAAAUUGACGAGCAGAACAACGGAACUUCUGGACUUGAUUUUGAGGGAUACGAGGAUCCGGGACAAGGAGACCGUCUCAGGGCGCAGAAGUACAGGCACAGAGUUGGAGAGUUGGAAAAAGAGGAUAGUGGCUUGUUGGUGGGAUCAUCCGGUGGUGUGGUGACUCGAAGCCGCGCGGCUCAAAUCGCAAGGGACGCUGAAAAUGGCCUGGCCAGCGAACUGUCGCGUCUCCGAGUGGCCAGUCGAGGAGGAAAAGGGCCUUGA
Messenger RNA from Oikopleura dioica, 885 nucleotides. The record is from the annotation of a GenBank genome assembly. NCBI's taxonomy places the organism in Eukaryota, Metazoa, Chordata, Appendicularia, Copelata, Oikopleuridae.